This is a messenger RNA of Sitodiplosis mosellana (orange wheat blossom midge), 863 nucleotides long. It is a transcript of the gene lsn, whose product is annotated as vacuolar-sorting protein SNF8. The coding region runs from base 1 to 759 and encodes 252 amino acids. The transcript is spliced from 3 exons. Gene Ontology annotation, biological process: protein transport to vacuole involved in ubiquitin-dependent protein catabolic process via the multivesicular body sorting pathway. NCBI's taxonomy places the organism in Eukaryota, Metazoa, Arthropoda, Insecta, Diptera, Cecidomyiidae. Gene Ontology annotation, cellular component: ESCRT II complex. The record is from RefSeq and is a predicted model, not a curated record.
AUGCGACGAAAAGCAGGAAUUGGUGCCGUGCAUAAACAGAAGCUAGAGGCGGGGAAGUUUAAAGACAAAGGCACUGAAAUACAAGAUUCUCAAUUUGAACAGAUGACAAAACAAAUGGAAGUUUUUCGUGAAAAUUUGGAGGAUUUUGCAACGAAGCAUCGCAAUGAAAUUAAGAAAAAUGCACAAUUUCGACGACAAUUCCAGGAAAUGUGCGCCGCCAUCGGUGUCGAUCCGUUGGCAUCUGGCAAAGGGUUUUGGAGCAUUUUAGGCAUGGGUGAUUUCUAUUAUGAGCUUGGCGUUCAAGUUGUUGAAGUGUGUUUGGCACUGAAUCAUGUUACGGGCGGUUUGAUGGAAUUGGAUGAACUGCGUAGACGCUUGAUUGCAGCCAGAGGACAGAAAGCAUCCCAUCAGGAGAUUACUAGUGAGGACAUUCUGAUGGCAGCAAAGAAAUUGAAAAUAUUCGGAAAUGGAUUUGUCGUGUAUCCGAUCGGUAGAGGCAAACAUAUGGUGCAAUCAAUCCCCGGAGAAUUGAGCUUACAAGAAACAAUGGUAUUGACCACUGCAUCCAAUCAGGGCCAAGGAUUUGUCACAAUUAGCAUGCUGAUGAAGGAACUAGGUUGGAAUGAAUUCCGUGCAAAACAAGCGAUUGAAAAAAUCGUGGGCGAAGGUUUGGCUUGGGUGGACGAACAGGACGAAGAGAAGAGUUACUGGUUCCCAAGUUUAUUCCCGAAACGAGAACAAGCCGCUGCUCAGUCUUAAACACUGUUAUAAUGAAAUUUAUUCACACUCUGUGUUUUUUCUUUUGCAAAAUAUGUACAUAUUUUUAUAACAUUUCGCAAUAUCAAAUUAUUUUUCAAGUCAAA